AUGCGUCUUUUGAGAUAUCUUCUGAUGGAUCGAUUGGCGAACUUAUUCGAUUUGCGUAAAGACUUUGACGAAAGAAAAAUGACAUCCGAUCAUACGAAACAAUCGCUUUGUUUGCUAAUGGCUGCAAAAAGUUUAAUAAAAUCAGUGCCAAUUUCAAUCGAGAAAUUUCAAAGUGCAACAUUGAAGUUCAUUAUAACACUCCUUCAAAAGCACGAAAUUCACGAAAAGUUGGUGCUACGUGAAGUGUGGACUAUUCUGAUUGAUGUUGCUAGACACGGCAGUUGUGACAGCAAGUAUACGAAUUUCCUCAAGAAAGCUACUUUAUAUAUUGUUGCGACCAUUGGCGGUGAUGAUCCUAUGGUACGUACUUGA
This is a messenger RNA of Anisakis simplex (herring worm), 372 nucleotides long. Lineage: Eukaryota; Metazoa; Nematoda; Chromadorea; Rhabditida; Anisakidae. The record is from the annotation of a GenBank genome assembly.